Molecule: messenger RNA, 2259 nt
Organism: Apodemus sylvaticus (European woodmouse)
Lineage: Eukaryota; Metazoa; Chordata; Mammalia; Rodentia; Muridae
Gene: Gsk3a
Product: glycogen synthase kinase 3 alpha
Exons: 12
Coding region: 158-1678 (506 amino acids)
Biological process (GO): protein phosphorylation; negative regulation of canonical Wnt signaling pathway; insulin receptor signaling pathway
Cellular component (GO): axon; nucleus; cytoplasm
Molecular function (GO): protein serine/threonine kinase activity; ATP binding
Source: RefSeq, a predicted model, not a curated record
AUCUCCCGGCGUGCCCCGCGGCGGGCGCUGGGCCGGAGCCGGAGCCCGAACGGCGCGGCCUGGAAGAGGCCGGAGCCCAGGGGAGGCGGCGGCAGAGGCAGCGGCGGGGGCAGCCCAGGCAGCCCGAGCCCCGCGGCCUGGGCCUGCGCUCGGCGCCAUGAGCGGCGGCGGGCCUUCGGGAGGCGGCCCUGGGGGCUCGGGCCGGGCGCGGACCAGCUCGUUCGCGGAGCCUGGCGGCGGUGGCGGAGGCGGUGGCGGCGGCCCCGGGGGCUCGGCCUCCGGCCCAGGAGGCACUGGCGGCGGGAAGGCGUCAGUCGGGGCUAUGGGUGGGGGCGUGGGAGCCUCGAGUUCUGGGGGUGGCCCCAGCGGCAGCGGCGGAGGAGGCAGCGGUGGCCCCGGCGCGGGCACUAGCUUCCCGCCGCCCGGAGUGAAGCUGGGCCGUGACAGCGGGAAGGUGACCACAGUGGUGGCCACUCUAGGCCAAGGCCCAGAGCGUUCCCAAGAGGUGGCUUACACUGACAUCAAAGUGAUUGGUAAUGGCUCAUUCGGAGUAGUGUACCAGGCACGGCUGGCGGAGAGCAGGGAACUGGUGGCCAUCAAGAAGGUUCUUCAGGACAAAAGGUUCAAGAAGAAAAAGUUUGGUAAGGCUGAUGCUGGCAGCUCUGAAGGUGGUGCAGAGUGGAGUCCAGCCCUUAAGAACCGAGAACUGCAGAUCAUGCGUAAGCUGGACCACUGCAACAUUGUGAGGCUGCGCUACUUCUUCUACUCCAGUGGGGAGAAGAAAGAUGAGCUGUAUUUAAAUCUGGUGCUGGAAUAUGUGCCCGAGACGGUGUACCGAGUGGCCCGUCACUUUACCAAGGCCAAGUUGAUCAUCCCUAUCAUCUAUGUCAAGGUGUACAUGUACCAGCUCUUCCGGAGCCUGGCCUACAUACACUCCCAAGGUGUGUGUCACCGUGACAUCAAGCCCCAGAAUUUGCUUGUGGACCCUGACACUGCUGUCCUCAAGCUCUGCGAUUUUGGCAGUGCAAAGCAGCUGGUCCGGGGAGAGCCCAAUGUGUCCUACAUCUGCUCUCGGUACUACCGUGCUCCAGAGCUCAUCUUUGGAGCCACAGAUUACACCUCAUCCAUCGAUGUGUGGUCGGCCGGCUGUGUGCUGGCUGAGCUGCUUCUCGGCCAGCCCAUCUUCCCUGGGGACAGUGGGGUGGACCAGCUUGUGGAGAUCAUCAAGGUACUAGGGACGCCAACCAGGGAACAGAUCCGAGAGAUGAACCCUAACUACACAGAGUUCAAGUUCCCCCAGAUCAAAGCUCACCCCUGGACAAAGGUGUUCAAAUCUCGGACACCGCCUGAGGCCAUUGCACUCUGCUCUAGCCUGCUGGAGUACACGCCGUCCUCAAGGCUCUCCCCGCUAGAGGCCUGUGCCCACAGCUUCUUUGAUGAACUGCGGAGUCUCGGAACCCAGCUCCCCAACAACCGUCCGCUUCCCCCCCUGUUCAACUUCAGUCCUGGUGAACUGUCCAUCCAGCCUUCUCUCAACGCCAUCCUCAUCCCUCCUCACCUGAGGUCCCCAGCAGGCCCUGCAGCCCUCACCUCGUCCUCACAAGCUUUAACUGAGACUCAGACUGGCCAGGACUGGCAGGCACCCGAUGCCACAGCGACCCUCGCUAACUCUUCCUGAGGGCCCCACCGACCACCCCUCCAUGUCCAUCUGGGAAGGCCCCAGUGGGGCUGGGAAGGGGGCCACCGCCCAUCAAGCUCCUGUCCUGGCUGGGCCCCUAGACUAGAGGGCAGAGGUAAAUGAACUACCCCGGCGUCCAGGCCUCCCUCAGCAGCCGCACCUUUGUGGUGGGCUUUUUAAAGAGGAUUUUAACUGUUUGUGGGGGAGGGAAGAGAAGGAAGGAUGGGGUUUGGGGGUAUGAGGACCUUCUACCCCUCGGCCCCCUCCCCUCCCCCAGGCUACUACUCCCCUGCCCCCCACAUCCCUUGUAAAUAGAGCCAGCCCAGCCCAUCUCCUCUCCCCUUCCCUGGCUCCCUGGGUGUAAAUAGAUUGUUAUAAUUUUUUUCUUAAAGAAACCGUCGAUUCACACCAUCCAACCUGCCCCCAGCUGUACCCCUCUUGUCCUCUGCUCCCAAGGCUUCCUCCCUCCCUCCCCCCAUCCUGGAAGAGGGGAGCAGGGGAGCCCCUGGUGUCUUAGUUUCCACAGUAAGGUUUGCCUGUGUACAGACCUCCGUUCAAUAAAUUAUUGGCAUGAAACCCUU